GAAGGGGAUAGCCGCCCCGCGCCCCGCCCCGCCCCGCCUCUUCCGCCGCCGCCAUGGGAAUGGAAACAUCUACCCCACGUGCCGGAAGCCAGCUAGCGCCGACGGCGGCGCGCCACUCCGCGUCCUACCGAGCCGAGCCCCUACGGGUGUCAUCGCGAGAGGAGCUCGCCGAAAUGGCUGCAGCCAGUCAAGGAAACUUUGAGGGAAAUUUUGAGUCACUGGACCUUGCAGAACUUGCUAAAAAGCAGCCAUGGUGGCGCAAGCUGUUUGGGCAGGAAUCUGGGCCUUCAGCUGAAAAGUAUAACGUGGCAACCCAGCUGUUAAUUGGAGGUGUCACUGGAUGGUGCACUGGUUUCAUAUUCCAGAAGGUUGGAAGGUUGGCUGCCACAGCUCUGGGAGGUGGAUUUUUCCUGCUUCAGCUUGCGAACCACACUGGCUACAUCAGAGUAGACUGGCGGCGGGUGGAGAAGGACGUGCAGAAAGCCCGGGAGCAGCUGAGGAUCCGCCAGAGCGGCCGGACGCCCGCGGGGGCCACAGGCAGAGCGCAGGAGGUGGUGUCAUUUGUGAAGAAGAAUGUUCUAGUGACUGGUGGAUUUUUCGGAGGCUUUCUGCUUGGUAUGGCGUCCUAAAGAGGAUGACUUCACUUCCUUAUUCCUGGUUUUUCCAGCCAGCAGCCUCUUCACUCCAUCGUAGGAUAGCAAGUCUCUCCUCUUCGUCCUCUUCUCCCUCUUCUCCCGUGCCUUCCUCCCUGCCAUGGCGUAUCUGAAUGGCUUCUGUAGGCAUCUGUUGGUACAAGUGGAUAACGGCCCCACCAUGACCUUGACGGCAACGGAAGAGACAGUGGACGUUAACUCUUCUCCCAGCACACUCCCCCCUUGACUAAUCUGUAGGUCAGCAAGAAUAUUCCUUUCUCCCCUAUGUAAGAUACUUACCAGAACAUGGUACAAGAUGGCUCACCAUGGAGCAUGAGUGGAUCCUCAAAGGUUGUCCCAAACUUGAUUUGGAAAAGAAAUAACAAGCAUAUAAGAUACCUUACUAUGUUCUGCAUGGAAAGGAACUGAAUACAUUUGCUUUUAAGCAUGAAAGGUUUUGGUAUCUUGGCGUCUACUUUCUUUUGUAGUAGAUUUUAGGUUACAGAACGAGAACUACUUGUACUGGCUCUAAUUAUCCUGACAAAAUGGGGCGUGUGCACUACAGUUGAAAAAUCUGCAUAUGGAAUGAACUUGUACUAAAGAUACAUAUGCUGAGCGGAAGGUAUUGUGUUUGGUGGGAAGGUCUUUAGGGAAACCAACCAAUAGAUACACUUAGGAUGGUCACUUAGAGGCAUUCAGGUAUUAUCUAGGGAUGUUUUCCAUCAUACAGGAUAAUGCAUCUCAUGAUGGUUUCCAAAGGAUUUAUUUAUGGUAAAAUAAGUGACUUUAGGUGGAAGAGGGAAGAAGCUCUUGGAUUUUUAUUUAAUAGAAAAGGUUUUGAGCUUUGAAAUGUGGAAUAUUCUUUACCUCUUGUCAAAACAUCAGGGGUAGCCGUAGCUUCUCUGUGCCAAUUCUACUAUUUAACCAGUUAGUAUGAAAUAUAUAACAUUUGAACCAGAGUUUUUAAAUGGUGACAUUCCAAGCAUUAAGAAUUGAGAACAGUAGCAAUAGCAACAGCACAUGUGAAAUAAAUUAUUUCUAUCAUCAAAGGUAAUCUGCUGUCUCAGGAUGACCCCAACUCUUAGAAUUUUUCUUUAAAAUAAAAGUUUAUAGAUAUACCCAUGCUUAGAAACUUAACACAUUUUUCUGUAAUGGCCUUCUAUUGUACCAUCUAGAAUAUCCACUGCAGGAAGGCAAGGCUUGUGUCUUCACCAUUAUAUCCAUGGAGCCAAACACUUAAUAAGUACUCAGUAUCUGUUGAAUAUAUGAAUAAUGAGCUCAUAGAAAAGUAUCUGGAAAAGGCACUGAUCCACAGGAUUUGUGAGACUUCAUGAGUUCUGAAAAUUCGGAAAACUUGGAAUAAACUUCUUAAACUUGCAGGUGA
Balaenoptera ricei (Rice's whale) is the source of this 2016-nucleotide messenger RNA. It is a transcript of the gene FUNDC2, whose product is annotated as FUN14 domain containing 2. The record is from RefSeq and is a predicted model, not a curated record. The transcript is spliced from 5 exons. Gene Ontology annotation, cellular component: mitochondrial outer membrane. The coding region runs from base 54 to 629 and encodes 191 amino acids. NCBI's taxonomy places the organism in Eukaryota, Metazoa, Chordata, Mammalia, Artiodactyla, Balaenopteridae. Gene Ontology annotation, biological process: autophagy of mitochondrion.